Molecule: messenger RNA, 544 nt
Organism: Pristis pectinata (smalltooth sawfish)
Lineage: Eukaryota; Metazoa; Chordata; Chondrichthyes; Rhinopristiformes; Pristidae
Gene: snrpd3
Product: small nuclear ribonucleoprotein D3 polypeptide
Exons: 3
Coding region: 44-424 (126 amino acids)
Biological process (GO): spliceosomal snRNP assembly; RNA processing
Cellular component (GO): pICln-Sm protein complex; spliceosomal tri-snRNP complex; SMN-Sm protein complex
Molecular function (GO): RNA binding
Source: RefSeq, a predicted model, not a curated record
GGGCGGGCAGCGCGCUGCAGUGUGGGAGCAGGGAGCGGCCGCCAUGUCGAUCGGGGUCCCGAUCAAGGUUCUGCAUGAGGCCGAGGGCCACGUGGUGACGUGCGAGACCAACACGGGCGAGGUUUACCGGGGCAAGCUGAUCGAGGCCGAGGACAACAUGAACUGCCAGAUGUCCAACAUCACUGUCACGUACAGGGACGGGCGUGUGGCACAGCUGGAGCAAGUGUACAUCCGUGGCAGUAAGAUCCGCUUUCUAAUCUUACCGGACAUGCUGAAGAACGCGCCAAUGUUAAAGAGCAUGAAGAACAAAAACCAGGGCACGGGGGCUGGCCGAGGGAAGGCUGCUAUUCUCAAAGCUCAAGUGGCUGCGCGAGGGAGAGGCCGUGGUAUGGGCCGAGGGAACAUCUUCCAGAAAAGGAGGUGAGGUCCUUCCACUCACCUGGACAGAGGAUUUCCAGGAUUGCUCUACGUAUUUGUUGUUUUAUAAUUCUGUGCACAGAGUCCGUUGUGUUCUGGCUGGUGACAAUAAACUUUUUUCCAUAAA